Podarcis raffonei (Aeolian wall lizard) is the source of this 6006-nucleotide messenger RNA. RefSeq names its product BR serine/threonine kinase 2 (gene BRSK2). Gene Ontology annotation, biological process: intracellular signal transduction; protein phosphorylation; microtubule cytoskeleton organization. NCBI's taxonomy places the organism in Eukaryota, Metazoa, Chordata, Lepidosauria, Squamata, Lacertidae. Gene Ontology annotation, cellular component: cytoplasm. The record is from RefSeq and is a predicted model, not a curated record. The transcript is spliced from 21 exons. Bases 411 to 3071 code for a protein of 886 amino acids. Gene Ontology annotation, molecular function: tau-protein kinase activity; ATP binding; protein serine/threonine kinase activity.
UCAGUCGGAGCCGUGGGCCCCAGCUCUUCCGCUGCUCCAGCUCUCCCCGAACAGCUCCUAGAGAGAACUAAGGCGUGCGGAGUGCUGAUGACCAGCACCAUGCUUCUUAUGCUUGGAUCUUAGAUUUCCUCCCUCCCCAAACACUGGUUAAUAAGUCCUCCUUGUGCAUCAGCAUCCUAGGCAGAGAGAAGGAAACAAAAAGGAAAAGAAAGAAAGGGAGGGGGGAAGGAAGAGUGAAUCUUCAGCCAAGUGGAUAAGAUCAGCAAAAGAGUCAGAGAGAGAGAGAGACUGGGUGCUUUGCUUGCACAGCGGCAAAGUGGGAAUUUAAAGAGCUGCGGUGAAAAAGAGCCCAGAGAUUCCCCAACCACAACACAAGGCAUAACCUCGCAGAAUUACAGAGCCAGGUAGAAAUGACAUCAACUGGCAAAGAAGGCAGCGGAGCUCAGCACGCACAAUAUGUUGGACCGUACCGCUUGGAGAAAACCCUGGGCAAAGGACAGACAGGGCUUGUGAAGUUGGGGAUUCACUGUGUAACAUGUCAAAAAGUUGCUAUAAAAAUUGUCAACAGAGAGAAGCUCAGCGAGUCAGUGCUAAUGAAGGUGGAGCGGGAAAUAGCCAUCCUGAAGUUGAUAGAACACCCGCACGUUUUAAAGCUGCAUGAUGUUUAUGAAAAUAAAAAAUAUUUAUAUUUGGUGCUAGAACAUGUGUCUGGUGGAGAGCUCUUUGACUAUCUUGUAAAGAAAGGAAGAUUAACGCCAAAAGAAGCCAGGAAGUUUUUCAGACAAAUCAUCUCCGCUUUAGACUUCUGUCAUAGUCAUUCAAUCUGCCACAGGGAUUUAAAACCAGAAAACCUAUUGCUGGAUGAAAAGAAUAACAUCCGGAUAGCAGACUUUGGGAUGGCAUCACUGCAAGUCGGCGACAGUUUGCUUGAAACAAGUUGUGGAUCACCACAUUAUGCUUGUCCAGAAGUAAUUCGGGGGGAGAAAUAUGAUGGGAGAAAAGCAGACGUCUGGAGCUGUGGAGUCAUUUUGUUUGCAUUGUUAGUGGGUGCCCUACCAUUCGAUGACGAUAACUUGCGGCAGCUGCUAGAGAAAGUGAAACGUGGUGUGUUCCAUAUGCCACAUUUCAUCCCGCCAGAUUGUCAAAAUCUCUUGCGGGGGAUGAUUGAAGUGGAUGCCUCGAAACGGCUGACGCUAGAACACAUUCAGAAGCACAUAUGGUAUAUAGGGGGUAAGAAUGAGCCAGAACCAGAACAACCAAUUCCUCGAAAGGUGCAGAUUCGCUCUCUCCCUUCCUUGGAGGACAUUGAUCCUGAUGUUUUAGAGAGCAUGCACUCGUUAGGUUGCUUUCGUGACAGAAAUAAACUCUUACAGGACCUGCUAACAGAAGAAGAAAACCAAGAGAAAAUGAUUUAUUUCCUUCUCCUUGAUCGGAAAGAGAGAUAUCCUAGUCAUGAGGAUGAGGACCUUCCUCCUAGAAAUGAAAUAGACCCCCCCAGAAAGCGUGUGGACUCUCCAAUGCUGAACAGACAUGGGAAGCGGAGGCCAGAAAGGAAGUCAAUGGAGGUCCUGAGUGUGACAGAUGGAGGAUCCCCAGUUCCAGCUCGCAGAGCGAUUGAAAUGGCACAGCAUGGACAGAGUAAAACAAUGUUCAGUAAAAGCCUGGAUAUCUGUGACGCCAAUCCCAAAUUCAACAAAGAAGAAAGGAUGACAAGUGCUGACGCAUUGGGGUCUCGCUCAAUCAGUGGAGCUUCCUCCGGCCUGUCGACCAGCCCACUCAGCAGUCCAAGGCCUAUCAGAAAAUUUUUCAUCCCCCCUCAGACUCCUGACCUCCCUUUCACCCCCCGCCCCCAAGUCUCCCUGGACUCCGAUGCUUGUAGGAAUGCUUCCAGGCCCGGACAUGUUCUCCAGCCAAAGCCAGCACUUCAACCCAAUCCAAAGACACAGACUUUGCCAUCCAAGAGCAGAUUGGCUGAAAAACCACUCCAGUCUACCAAAUCCAAUCCCCUGCCCUCUAGCAAUGCUACAGUCCCUCCUUCCCCAAAUUCUCCUGCACAGAACACUCAGGGCCGUCCACCUGCUCCUGGGUUUAGCCCGCAGCUGGCUGUUCCUACCGUGCAAACCAACCCUAUGUCUCCUGUUAGAUUGCUCCCUUCUAGUACUGACCCAAGCACCAAAUCUAUCCCCAUCAUACAGGUCACCCCUCACCCCUCUCCAAGGGGCAGUCCCCUCCCUACCCCCAAGGGGACACCUGUCCAUACGCCAAAGGAGAGCCCAGCAGGCACACCCAACCCUACGCCACCAUCCAGCCCCAGCAUUGGAGGAAUGCCCUGGAGAACACGGCUCAACUCGAUCAAGAACAGCUUCCUGGGAUCUCCACGCUUCCAUCGCAGGAAAUUGCAAGUACCGACGCCAGAAGAGAUGUCGAAUUUAACUCCAGAAUCUUCCCCAGAGCUUGCCAAAAAAUCCUGGUUUGGUAACUUUAUCAACCUAGAGAAAGAAGAACAGAUCUUUGUGGUUAUUAAGGACAAACCGCUGAGUUCUAUCAAGGCUGACAUAGUCCAUGCAUUCCUCUCGAUCCCCAGCCUCAGUCACAGCGUCAUCUCACAGACAAGCUUCCGCGCAGAGUACAAAUCCACAGGGGGCCCUGCUGUCUUUCAGAAGCCAGUGAAGUUCCAAGUGGACAUAACAUACACAGAAGGUGGGGAGGCCCAGAAAGAGAACGGGAUCUACUCAGUCACUUUCACACUUUUAUCAGGUCCAAGCCGUCGCUUUAAGAGGGUAGUAGAAACCAUUCAGGCACAGUUGUUAAGCACACAUGACCAGCCUUCAGUGCAGCAGUUAUCAGGCAGCCCAUUGAGUAACUUCUUUGACGUAAUUAAACAACUUUUUUCAGACGAGAAGAACGGGCAGGUGAGCCAUCCCCCCGGCACGCCAACCAAGCAUAGCGCAAACAGCAAGCGGAGCGAUUCCGAUGCUAAUGACUAUGGGUCUAGAGGAGACACUAAGUACCCCGCUGGCAAAGAGAAGGCAAAGAUGGCCUCGUCACUCGGCCUACAAGACCAACCUUAAAUAAAUGCAAUUUUUAAAUAAUAAAAAAAGAGGAAAAGGAAAAAGAAACAGUCUAAAUAACUAAACACACACACACACACACGGAGAGACGCAAACGGAAAUGACUGAGUAUUCUUUAGCAAGCUAGCCUCUAAAACAGAUGGAUGUGUAUAUAUAUUGCUACAACAGUACAAAACUGUCUAUAGACAACUUUUGUAUGAAGGAAUGACUGUGUACAUAUAUAUAUAUAUUAUAUAUAUAAAACACAAACACACAUAUAUAUAUAUUUAUAUGAUAUAAUAUAAUAUAUCUCUCUGAAACAAAACACAAAAGCAAUGAGAAAAGAAAGAAAAGGUAGCACAGAUGACAAACCCAGUUUGGCAAAUCUUGGGUUGUUGUUUUUUGGUUUGUUUAUCAUCUCCAAGCUCUUUUCUUUUACUUCCUACCCCCACCCCAGUCACCUUCUGAUUUACUGCCCUGCCCUCUUUUGUCCUUGUUCUGUUUUCUCUGUGUUUCUGACACCACCGCUUGUUUCCACUCUGCUACCAGGAAUUAUCCCGAAAAGUUAACAUGUCAGCCAACAGCUUCACCUUCUGUGCUCUGCGAACACUUGUUCACGGAAGGCCACUGAUGUAAGACUGUCCACGGACUGGUUCUGUUUGGGGACUCCCAGCCUCCCCUCUCCCACUGCAGGAAAUGGGUCUCCUCUUUUUCCCUCGCCCUACCACACACACUUUUUCUUUUCGGUGCUCUGCGCUGGAGAACUGCUCAGUUAUAAAAAUUGCACAGUUGGAGUCACUGGAGUGACAUCGUUGCCCUUGACAGCACACUUCCCCAUUGGCAAAUCCAGACUGCGGGAGGGUGGUAUCACGACAUAUUCAGGCGAUGUUUUGUUAAGGAGCUUUACCACAGGAAAGUUGUCCUCAAAUUUCACCACCCCAGAUCCUUUUCCCACAUCACCCAACUCCCUCAACCCGCCCCCUCCAAUUGUGUUUUUGUUUUUAUAAUCUCCAAAUUUUUCCCCCUCCCAGCCUGCUGGAGGGGCAGAACACAAACUUAGGGAAAAACUACAAGACGGAAGUCAAAUCAAAUAAGAACACUGAAACUUAGGGGGGAACGCAGCUUCCGGCAGCGAGGAGGAGGGACAAGAAUCCACCUGUUGGAGGACAAUCUCUGCUGCUGCCAUGCACUCUUGCCACCUACACCACCACUGUCGUUGCUGCUGCUGCUUCUCUCCUCAACCUGCUCUCUCUCUCAGUUCCUUCCUUCCUUCCCUCUGCACUGGGACUUCCUUCCGCCGGCUGAAUUCUCUCCUGCCUCAUGCAUCUGGAUGCAACUAUUGUGUCGUUAGUGCUGCAUUGAUAUAUCAGUAUUAUUUAUUUGCUGGUUUCGUUUAUUUAUUUGUUAUUUAAUUUAUUUAAUUAUUUAUUCAUUUGGGUUGCGUGCAUUUGUUGUUCUUUUUUUAAUUUUAAUGCAAAGGAAGAACAUGAAAUGAGAGUUAAAAACAAACAAACUUCCCCUUCCUGUGUGGGUGCGCGUGUGUGUACAACCACUGGUAGUUCAUCGGAGCAAGAUAUGGAGGAGGUAGCACUAUGGGCGAGUGAAAAAACAAAAACAAAACCACAAAGCUACUGUAAACUUCUAAAAGUAUUGCAAGAUAUUUUUAUAAUUUUUUUUUCAAAAGUGGGUGGGUGGGCUGGAACUUCCUUGUGUGUGUUUAAGUUAUUAUUAGGUCUUGGUUAUUAUUUAUAAUGCAUAUAUAUAAAUAUAUAUUUAAAAAUUUAAGCUGUUAGAUAAAUCUUCUGCUUUCAUUACUGUGUAGAGGUAACACUGAUUCCUAUUUAUUUUUGGGGAGGGGGGAAAAGAAUGAUGACAAGACCACUUAACUUCAUCCUCUCACCAAUAUUCCAUUUUUUUGUUUGGCUUCUGUCUUUUUUCUCUCUCCAACUAUCACCAAGUGUAACUCAAUCUGGCCCACAUGCAAAGGUUUCCAAAACCAUGAUCAUAUGUGUCAAAGACAAAAAAGAAGAAGAAAAAAAACAGCAGGAGUAAAUCUCCUUGACCAAUAUCUUUUAAAUGUAGAUUUUAGUAUUAGUGUUCAAUUCUCUUAUUACCUUCAAUUGUUGUUUGUUGAGUUUUUAUGAGUGUAUGUUGUAUUGCAAGGUUUUUUAAAGAUAAUGUUAGAUUUCUCCCUCUUAUUUCCCUUCCCUUUGUUUUUUUAAUUUCAUUUGUCUUUGUUGUUUAUGGAUUCUCCCCACCCUCCCCCUUUCUUGGACCCAUUUUUCUUGUACAUAGGUUUGAAGGGGGAAAUCCCCCCCUUUUUUUAAAGAGACACACAAAAGUGGGAAGGUGUUCCUUUGUUUUGCUUUGUUUUCUAAUCUGGAAAUUUUAUCUUGUAUUGCUGUGUGCAUGUUGGACACAGGAAGGGUGAUGGUUGGAGACGGAGGGAGGGGAGGUUCGGGGGCAGUUUUAAUUGCAUGAUAUUGAUGUAAAUUAGUCUCUUUUGCUUUUGUUGUCUUUUCUGCCUCCACCUUCUGCUUCCCUCCCCCCCAGGCUUCCCUUCCACCACCCUCAGCCCCCUUUCCCCUCUUUUAUCUCCCCUUGUGUAUAGAUUUUGAUGCUUCUGUUACAUUGUACCUCUACAAAAGGCUGGGAUUUCAAUACAGAAUAAUAAAUGCUACUACUACUAAUAAUAAUAGUAAUACAGCAAAACCCAUACAGUACAAGCAGGAAGGGGAUUAUUUACACAAGACAUAAGAAUAAACGAAAGCAAUACCUCUUGUUAUCCUUCCUAUUUUGUACUUUGAAGACACAAACACACACGCACAUGUGGACACACAAACUGACAUUAUUUAACAGUCAAAAUGGACAAAGAAGAACCUUCUGAUGUAUCCCUUGUUAAAUAACUGUGAGCAACUUUAGUUCAAAAAAACAAUAAAUUCAUUCAGUAAAGAUA